AUGUCGGGAAGUUGUGGUAGCACUUUUGAUUUUUUAUUUGAACGCGUGCUUUAGCCUCGUAUUAUUAAAUCGAACGUUUUUGGUUUUUUAUUUUAUUCUCUGUCAGCAUUUCUGUGUGUUUGACUUGUUUGGUUGAAGUUGAAUGCCUUGGCGUAAAAAAAUUUACCAUAUUAUUUACGCAUAAAGUUCGAUAAACUUUAAAAAUAUUUAAAAUAGAAGUGAUCUCGAGAAGAAUAUUUUAUUUCAGUUAAUAUUUUUACAGUGUAGACUAAAUAAAGUGCAUUUGCUAAUGUGAUUUUAUUGAAAUGUCAUCGUAUAUGGCAGGUGUUUUCGAUUUAGAUUUAGAUGUGGAUACUGUUACAGUCGGAGAUUCGGAUGAAGACGACAUCAUAGAAAUAGACGAGGUUGAUUAUGAUCCAGAACUUCAUGUCAAUAGUAUUGUAGAUGCUGAAGGCUCUGAGACCAUACUGCUUUCUGAAGAUAACGUAAACCCUGGCCAGUGCAAAAGGCUUGGCCCUCAAGAUUUUGAAUUGAGAAAGGUCUUAGGAAAAGGUGGAUAUGGCAAAGUGUUCCAAGUCCGUAAGAUCACAGGCCAAGAUGCAGGCCAGCAUUUUGCGAUGAAGGUCCUAAAAAAAGCUUCCAUUGUUCGCAAUCAAAAGGACACUGCUCAUACAAAAGCUGAAAGGAAUAUUUUGGAAGCAGUUAAGCAUCCCUUCAUAGUUGAAUUAGUAUAUGCUUUCCAAACUGGGGGUAAAUUAUAUUUAAUUUUAGAAUAUUUAAGUGGAGGAGAAUUAUUUAUGCACCUUGAGAGAGAAGGUAUUUUCCUUGAGGACACAGCAUGCUUCUACUUGUCAGAAAUAAUUCUGGCGUUGGAACAUUUACAUAGUUUAGGGAUAAUUUAUCGAGAUCUAAAACCUGAAAAUGUCCUCCUAGAUGCACAAGGACAUGUAAAAUUAACAGAUUUUGGUUUAUGUAAAGAGCACAUUCAGGAAGGUAUAGUCACACACACAUUUUGUGGGACCAUUGAGUAUAUGGCACCAGAAAUUUUGACUCGAAGUGGUCAUGGCAAAGCAGUAGAUUGGUGGAGCCUUGGUGCAUUGAUGUAUGACAUGUUGAUUGGGCAGCCACCGUUCACUGGAGACAACCGUACAAAAACUAUUGAGAAAAUACUGAAAGGAAAACUAAUGUUACCGGCCUACCUCACACACGACGCCCGGGAGCUCAUACGGCGUCUAAUGAAGCGCUCGGAGACGCAACGCUUGGGCGCCACGGGCGCGGCCGCCGUCCGUGGCCAUUCCUUCUUCAAACAUGUCCACUGGGACGAAGUCUUCGCGCGUCGAUUAGAGCCUCCUAUCAAACCACGAUUGACAAGCGACGAUGACGUUUCCCAAUUUGACACAAGAUUCACUCUACAAACACCAAUUGAUUCGCCAGAUGAGUCAACACUCAGUGCAAGCGCCAACUUAAUGUUCCAGGGCUUCACGUACGUGGCGCCGUCAGUGAUGGACGAGAUCCACAAGCCGCGCGUGAUCACGGCGCGCUCGCCGCGUCGCCCGCGCCCGCACCACCACCACGCGUUCGCGCCGCCCUCCGCCGCGCACGCGCACCCGCAACAGGAAGACCUCAUGGAUGUACAAGGUUUACCUAUUUAGCCUAGAAUAAUUGAUAUAGUUGACCAUUUUAUACAAAGGAUAAACUCAACUACAAAUGCUGCCCAUCUAUUAUGUCCGUAAAAUAAUGGUACUGAUUUAUACAACUAAAAUUAAUGUACAUUUUAUACAAGUUACCGUUUAGUUUAAUGUUUUGGUAGGAAUUAAAAACGUGUAUUAAAUUGUUCUAACCCAACUAUAUUAUGACAGAGUAAGAAUAAUAAAUAAUAAUUUACAAUAUACCUUGUUACCAUGCUUAAUGAAUUGAAUUAAAAGGUCAUUUUUAUUUUGUA
This is a messenger RNA of Bicyclus anynana (squinting bush brown), 1942 nucleotides long. It is a transcript of the gene S6k, whose product is annotated as ribosomal protein S6 kinase beta-2. Gene Ontology annotation, biological process: protein phosphorylation; signal transduction. NCBI's taxonomy places the organism in Eukaryota, Metazoa, Arthropoda, Insecta, Lepidoptera, Nymphalidae. The transcript is spliced from 10 exons. The record is from RefSeq and is a predicted model, not a curated record. The coding region runs from base 306 to 1652 and encodes 448 amino acids. Gene Ontology annotation, molecular function: ATP binding; protein serine/threonine kinase activity.